This is a messenger RNA of Lathyrus oleraceus (garden pea), 2220 nucleotides long. RefSeq names its product protease Do-like 9. The record is from RefSeq and is a predicted model, not a curated record. NCBI's taxonomy places the organism in Eukaryota, Viridiplantae, Streptophyta, Magnoliopsida, Fabales, Fabaceae. Gene Ontology annotation, biological process: proteolysis. The transcript is spliced from 9 exons. Gene Ontology annotation, molecular function: serine-type endopeptidase activity; protein binding. The coding region runs from base 182 to 1933 and encodes 583 amino acids.
AAGACAAAAGUUUGAUUUGGGUUUGCAGUUCCCUCCUCGUUUCCCAUUUUCUCCUUUCGCGACUCUUCUUAACCAUCUAUGUUUCUUUAACUGUCGAUCAACCUUUCAUAUACAUUCUCUUCUAAUCGGUUCCAUUAUUUUCAUUUCAACAAAAAAAAAAUACUAACACACUCGAACAAAAAUGGGCGACAACAAACGCAAGAGAGGUCGCAAACCUAAAACCCCCUCCCCUGAAACCCUAGACACCCCCUCCACCGCCCUUACCACCACAGUCGCCACUAACCCAUCCCCAUCUAUCAUGGACGACGACUUCUCUGUCGGAAACGUUGAACUCAUCGACAACAGCGCCUCUUCCCAUCUCGGUCGCCGCCGUGGCCGCCCCAAAAAACUCCCCACAAAUCCCGACAAGCCACCCACUGGCCGCCGCCCUGCACGCACGGUAGACAGCAACGGUGCUGUCCCGGUCGAUGUUGGAGUCGCUACUGCCAUAGAUGCGGACCCUAUAUGGGAGAGUAUCUCGGCUAGGGUGUUGCCUUCUAUGGAUUCGGUGGUGAAAGUGUUCUGUGUCCACACAGAGCCGAACUUUUCGUUACCAUGGCAGAGGAAGAGACAGUAUAGCUCCAGUAGCAGUGGGUUUGUCAUAAGUGGGAAGAGGGUUCUCACCAAUGCGCAUUCCGUCGAGCAUUACACUCAGGUCAAGCUCAAGAAACGUGGCUCUGACACUAAGUACUUGGCUACUGUUCUUGCCAUUGGAACCGAGUGUGAUAUUGCCAUGCUUACCGUUGAUGAUGAUGAGUUCUGGCAAGGUAUGUCACCUGUGGAGUUUGGGGAUUUGCCUACCCUUCAAGAUGCAGUAACUGUUGUGGGCUACCCAAUUGGAGGAGACACUAUCUCUGUGACCAGUGGUGUUGUAUCACGUAUUGAGAUUUUAUCUUACGUCCAUGGUUCCACCGAACUUCUAGGUUUACAGAUAGAUGCUGCUAUAAAUUCUGGAAAUUCUGGCGGACCUGCAUUUAAUGGUAAAGGAAACUGUGUAGGGAUAGCAUUUCAGUCUCUCAAACAUGAAGAUGUGGAGAAUAUAGGUUAUGUUAUUCCAACGCCAGUAAUCACGCAUUUCAUCCAGGAUUAUGAGAAGAAUAAAGGAUAUACUGGGUUCCCUAUUCUUGGGGUUGAGUGGCAGAAAAUGGAAAAUCCCGAUCUACGAAUGGCAAUGGGCAUGAAAUCUAAUCAGAAAGGUGUGCGCAUUAGAAGAAUUGAUCCUACUUCUCCUGAAUCCAAGGUUUUGAAACCGUCAGAUGUUAUCCUUAGCUUUGAUGGGGUUGAUAUUGCCAAUGACGGAACAGUUCCAUUUCGCCAUGGAGAGCGCAUUGGUUUUAGUUAUCUCAUAUCACAGAAAUAUACCGGUGAUGAUGCAGCAAUCAAAGUAUUGCGGAAUUCAAAUGUUCUCAAAUUCAAUAUUAAACUUGAUGGUCACAGAAGGCUUAUUCCAGCACACAGCAAGGGCAAGCCUCCCUCAUAUUAUAUUAUUGCAGGAUUUGUUUUUUCAACGGUUUCGGUUCCUUAUCUUCGUUCUGAGUAUGGAAAAGAUUAUGAGUAUGAAGCUCCAGUCAAGAUUUUGGAUAAACUGCUGUAUGCAAUGCCACAAUCACCAGAUGAACAACUUGUUGUGAUUUCUCAGGUGCUGGUGGCUGAUAUCAACAUCGGAUAUGAAGAAAUAGUUAAUACCCAGGUCGUUGCUUUUAAUGGUAAACCUGUGAAAAAUCUCAAGAGCUUGGCUGCUAUGGUUGAGAGCUGUGAUGAUGAGUAUCUAAAAUUUGAUUUAGAUUAUGAACAGAUAGUAGUCCUUCGCACGGAAACUGCAAAAGCUGCCACACUAGAUAUUCUUGCAACACAUUGCAUCCCAUCAGCAAUGUCUGAUGAUCUCAAGUCAUAGUCUUGUACAUUGCAUCUAGGUUGCUGAUGUUUCAUGCAGAGUACUGGUUAAAAGAUGCAGACGUGUAGGCUUGACUUAAUUUUUUGUUAGAUUUAUCCCUCCAUGUUAUUGGGAGCUGCAGAAUGCUUAUUUUAGUUGUAUGUACUAAUGCCCUCUUGGAAAUGAUGAGUCCACUUUUUGAAAAGGAUGAUAGAUAGCUAAGCCGGAUCUAUGAUUGUCUUUAAUUGAAAUUGGUGUUUUUUUUAGUAAUUUUGAAGGUACUGAGUAAAUGUGAAGAGGUUUCAUUA